Amoebophrya sp. A120 is the source of this 3998-nucleotide messenger RNA. The record is from the annotation of a GenBank genome assembly. Lineage: Eukaryota; Dinophyceae; Syndiniales; Amoebophryaceae.
CAAGUAGACUGGUAUAUUUGUAUUUCGUUCUUCCUGAUGCGACGCCGGAAUUUCAUGUACAAAAGUAGAAGGAGAACAUUGCUGAAAGACGAGCACUAGACUACAUUGGCACUAACUACACGUGCGAGCGGCCGCGAGAAGCCCUUGGUUGUCGCGACACGUUUCUUCAUGCGAGAGGGCGCCACCAGCUUUUGUUUCUAGCGGACUCGGAGACUCUUUCGAUGGACGAGGUUGUGACUCAUACAUGCACUUAGCAGCACGUUGAUCUAUUGCGCGACCACGACAGAUUUUCUAGUUCUCCGUGCAACGGUAAUAGUUGAGAGCGUGGCAACACUAUUUCUGAGCAAUUCAGACGGGAAUUCUCACGUGUACGACAGCAGCGCCGGGAAAUAUUCUUCAAAUCCGAAACUUGAAAUAAAAUCACAAUGAUGACCGGAGCUUCAGGCUUCAACCUGUUCCGGCUGAGCAGGGCCACGCGGUUUGUAGCCGCCAGCGGCCUACUCCUCGCCGCAUCUCCACGGUUCGUCACCGCAGAUGCGGGCGACGCAGAAGCCGCCGGCAGCGCCGAAUACGACGCCGUCGGGAAACCGAAAGAGGAGGGAGUCCGGUUUUUGGAGGACAAGGGAAAGGAAUAUCGGGUGUAGAAAUGUCCCCGCGGCCCCAGUAGAUUUGGCAUCGCAAUUUUGAUGUUCAGGGCGUUUUUCAUAAUGUCGUUGCUUCCACUGAGAAGAAUUAAUUUUCUCACCGCGUUCAUCUUUCGGAGUUCGAGUUUCUCAUGCUCGAAUGAGGAUAUGAGCAGGUGGGUUAGUGGAGAUGUGGCGAAGCCCGCCACACAAGACUGAGCUAUGGCAUGACAGAGAAAUGCGUGACUCCUAAAUAAACUUACGCAUUUAUUGUCGGGGAGAGAUCUUCCCACCUUGAUGUUGACUAGGGGCUCGUGGGAACGGUGCUUUUUCUCACAAUAUGGAAAGCGGAGUGAUCACACUGCCUUCUGGGCUGAUGUACAAGGUGCUCAAGAAAGGCGAAGGCACCAUGCACCCGAAAGUCGACACGCCGUGCUCGUUAUCACACAGCAAAGGCUGAAUGAUGCUACCCAUGCGACUAGCAGAAAGACCUUGUAAUAAUUCACCCUCAUGCACCAGCAUUAUGCUGUAGAUACUUAUAUCUUAAAAGCAUGAUCAAGAUGCAAGACAAUACGAUACCUGGACGAUGCAAUCGCAUCACAGAAGCUCUCUACUUGUGCAGCUGGAGUUGUUUAGGAACUGUUCAAAUUCACCAAUAAAUUUUGGUUGUACAUAACAACAAAGUUGUUGCUGCUAGUUAAUAUGUGAAGGUAUUUGAUACCCCCCUUUUUUCCAUCUGAUACCCGUGCCAUUACAAGGGAACCCUGAUCAACGGGGACAAGUUUGACAGCAGUUACGACCGCGGCCAACCGACGACGUUUGCGCCGAACCAGGUUCGUGAUAGUCGGCUUGUCGCCGUCUACUUGAUUCCGUUCGUUGUAGUUUCUUUUUGAUGUGGAAGUAGGUUUUUUUGGCGCAUUUUGCGAAACUAUAUGUUGUGAAUUGAAAAUAAGUUCUAUCUUGAACAUGAAAUUCAGGUGAUCCGAGGGUGGACCGAGGCGAUGCAGCUGAUGGUGGAGGGGGACAAGUGGGAAAUGUACAUCCCCUCGGACCUGGCCUACGGCGCAGGGGGCUCCCCGCCAAAGAUCCCCGGCGAUUCCACGCUGAUUUUCCAAAUGGAAAUCAUGGCCAUCAACGGCGAGGGCACACCGGUAAGCAAGACUACGCAAAAUUUGUUGCAAAGGGAUAGGUACGCACAGGGAAAAAACACACACGACCGCCUCCAAUGCGUGGCGCCGCUUGCAUGGAGCAUAUAUGUAGUAGAGUGCAUUAUAAUUCUUGGCACACAGCACGCGUCUCUGUUUACUGCAUGACGCAUCGAGUUUCAGUUUGGAGCUGCAUUCAUGGUUUAAUGCGGUGAAGUCGUUUGUGUUUCCAGCGCAAUACAAGUUCCUUAAAUCGGAAUCGUCACCGUGUGCCGAUUGCGAGCGCUAGCGGCGGGAAAUCCUUCUUGGCUGAUUUGUCGUAAGCCUGGCACCUGCAAGUAUGUACAAAAAUGUGUACCUGUAGUUGUACAUGACCGGAGGGAAACGGAGCCGUCGGUAGUUUCCCGAAGGAAAUGUCGAAAAGUUUCGUAUCUCCGCGUAGUCGCGUUUCAUUUACUUAUCAUGAUGGCCCAAAUAAAACGUGGGCGCUCCUACUUCUGCCGCUUUUUCUAUUCGAAAAGAAGUAAUACUUCGCACAACAACUAGCAAAAGAUUUGACUUACACGAAAGUGAAGACUCUAUCAUGAUGUUGAGACAAGCAUCAAAUGGAAAGAUCACUCUUUAUCAACCAGGAGUGGCUGCUUUUUUCCGGCCACCAUGUUUCGACACACAAGAACAAAUUUUGCACAAGAAGUAUGUAGUGUGAGGCAAGCGGUGAAGAGGCAAAUUUGGAAGUCCUUGCAACGCUCGAAAGUGAACAACUGCUGUUCAACCUUGAGCGCAAUGGACAAAACAAAGCGCAACGAACCCACCCAGGCCAUUAGCUUUUAGUAAGCUUGUAGAUGACCAGUAGUAAGUGGUAGGAGUCAACAUCCAUUGGCCGAUCUUUUUUUUGUUUUUUCUCGGUGAAGUGGGCGCUAUCCACCUCUACCUUCAACGAAAAAGUUCUCCGGAGGAGGGCCAUUCAUUGUCGUAUUCUAUCUGUCAAACUCAACAUCAAUAAGGCCAAUCGCUGUGACGCGCAGACGCUCGAGGGUUGCGACGAACGGCAAACCAAGUACAUCGAAAAGCAGAAGGCCAAAACCCCGGAUAUCAGAUUCUCAAACGCUACAUUCUCAACUGUUACAUGAUUUGCCAUGCAGAGUGUAGUCCAUGAGCAUGAACGCUCGCGACCAAGCCACCUCGCGUGACAAGUUUGCGACGCGCUAAAAAGCAUGGAAAGCUGCGCCAGGCUUUCUGCAGUGCAAAACGCGCAAGCUUCCUUCUCUCGCUUUUCCUAUUCUUGCAUCGGAAACGGAUGCAACAGUUGAGAAGGUAACGCUUGAGAAUCCCAUUCGGGAGGAGGUGCAGUCGGAGCUAGACCGCGCGGGAAAAAUGUAUGCCGACAACAUGCAGAGCAAAAACCUGACCCGCAAGAUAUGCUGCGUUAAAAACCUGUACGCAUCUUCGCUCAGACUACUUCUCGUGCAAGUGUCUCGCAUGCCAAGAACAUGUGUGGUCUCAUGCUCAGGAGCGCGGGCCCUGUUGAGGAGCAUUUUCUAGUGCAGCUGUAUCGGAAUUUAUCGUCAUGCUCCAAUCAGGAUUGGGUACUAUAAUCCGAUGUGUUGUAUGCGACUGCGCACGCAGGUACUGACACUGAGACAGACGAGUACAAUAUCAACUGCAAGUUCUUGCAAGUCUCGACUGAGGGGUGGGUACAUGAUUUUUACACAGGAUACGAGGCCCGGCAGUGGCUGGAGGUGCGGCUGGCUAUUUUGACCCAGCUAGUGAAAGGAUCGAAGAAGGAGAAGGAGGAGCUCUAAGGGAGAUGCAGCGUUAGAAAUACGGUGCGACACCAGGAUACGUCGACCCGGCGCUCUUCAGAGGCUAGAAAUAACAUGCUCAUCCGAUGAAUAAGAAACAACAAUUUUUUUUUUUUUGCACUUCAGCUUCCUAGAACUUCGAGGCAGAGCGUGCUCCACAAACCGUUUUUUGAAAGUGAAAGCAUCACCACAGUAAGUACCGCAGCACGACUAAGCGAAAGCACGAUCACGAUCAAGGACGAAGAUCUCGGAGGGCAAAGCUUUUUUUCGGCUCCACAUCGAGACGGACACUGUUCGUUGGCAGUCGUUUGAGUACCUAAGUGCAUUCCCCUUCUUCUCGCCGAUAUAGGUGUCGGUUCUCGUGUGCUUUCCAAACAAAAGCUGUGUGCUGGCCUCAUCUCUAUUCUUCCAUUCAAACUUCGUAUGAG